Messenger RNA from Chaetomium globosum CBS 148.51, 2172 nucleotides. RefSeq lists its product as uncharacterized. The record is from RefSeq and is a predicted model, not a curated record. Lineage: Eukaryota; Fungi; Ascomycota; Sordariomycetes; Sordariales; Chaetomiaceae. The coding region runs from base 1 to 2172 and encodes 723 amino acids. The transcript is spliced from 7 exons.
AUGGCUACCUCAGACACGAGCUCUACUGCCACAUCCCCGACGAAUGCCGCUGUCGUCACCGGGCCUGUCGUCACCACCGAAAACAGCACCUUUUCGAGGCUUGGCCAUGCGCUUUCCCUAGUUCAACAGAUCGAGGCGCUUGGGGAGGACCGUCCAGCGUCAAUCGUCCCCGAGCAAUGGCCUGUUGUGACCUGCAAGAAGGACCUCAAUAUUAGCGAGAUGUUGAGCCGCAACAAGAACAAAAGGUUGACGGCCGUGGUUCCAAGAACCCAAGGGGAGCGCUUUCGUUACCUCCUUGUUUGUUGGAUGGCUACGGCAAACAUUCCGUUCGCCGCAAUGGAAAACAAGUAUUACCGUCAAAUACUACAGCUCUUCAACGCUCCAUUAACUGACGCCCUUCUUCCAAAAGGGGGGGAUACAACAAGAAGCUGGCUCACAAGUAUGUAUCACGAUCUUCUUGAUUCCAUCAAGGUUAAGCUCGAGGCUUCUCCACAUCAGAAACACCUCUCUUUCGAUCUGUGGACCUCCUCUCAUGGCCUUGCGCUACUCGCAGUCGUUGUUCAUUAUUUUGAGAGCUCUGGCAAUUAUCAAACACACCUCCUGACUCUGUCACGGAUUACGGGGACUCAUGCUGGCGAGAACAUUGCACCUGCCAUCGCCCUCAAAUGCAAGGUCCGGGUCCGUUGUUUCGGGCACAUAUUGAACCUUGUUGCUAAGGCCUUCCUUCAAGCAACCAACAAGAAGCUCAUCAAGUCCCUGGCACCGGAAUCCCUGGCACACCACAACGCAGCGGAAGAGGGAAGGCUUCUUCAGGAAUGGCGCAAGUCUGGCCCUAUUGGAAAGCUCCACUUCCUGGUUCAUCACAUUCGCCGCAGUCCUCAACGCCGGGAUCUGUUUUCGGAUAUCGCUAAGGGCAAGUUGACAGAGGAAGAACAGCAAGAAUUCGGCGCUAUUCUAAUCGACAAGGACAUUGCAAAGCUGCAGUUGCGUUCGGACAAUGAGACUCGAUGGCAUUCAGUUUACCACAUGAUCGACCGGGCAAUCAUGUUACGUGAUCCUCUGGAUUAUUUCGUCAACAUCGUGACCAAGAAGGAUCCAGAUAAUAUCACGAGCGAUGACCAGCUUACGCCUUCAGAGUGGGUGGUGCUCAAAGAGAUCCGUUGCAUCUUGGAACCGUUCAAAAUCAUUACAAAGAAGUUUGAGGGCCGGAAACCAAACUUUGCAGACGUCGUAUCACAUGCCUACACCCUGCACAGGAACCUCAACGAACUCUAUCAACAGUAUGCCAGAACAGCCAGUCAACAUCACGAUUUCCAUGGGGGUCCCUGGGUUGGUAUACGGCCACCGUCGCCGGCCCUGGGAAACUCUCUCAAUCCCGGUCGGAUGCAGUCGCUUUCGUCAGACCCAGACCCAGAUAUUGAACCCCCAGUCAACGUGUUGAGCCUUCCAAGUCAACGGCGAUCUGGGCGAACUAUCCGGCCUCCAGCUCACUUGGACGACUUUGAAGUUGACCUCCCAGCAUUUGGAUAUCGGCCCUCUACCGCAGAGCCCCACCCAGCGCCAUCGCCACGCCCUCAACAGCGUGUUGUUCAACUUGGGGAGGUAAUUGACGAUGAAGUUGAUGAUACUGGGUAUGCCUUUAUCCAAAAGAAUGAUCCGCUUAAGUCGUCCGACAUUCAAGCCCGGUUCCGGGUUUUCUUUGACCACAAUUAUCCUCGACCGGCUCCGGAUUCAUCAAACGGGUCCCGGGACCGACCUUCACAUCGCCCGGCGUUUGGGUAUGACUUCUAUGACCCUCCAGAUCGCGUAUCCGUUGAUGAGAUAGCUAGAGCAGGAGGAACGCCAGGGAGUGGUGUGACUGUUGGAGACCUUUUGGGGGCUGAGCGGAACGGAUCAGCUGCUUCCGGGGGCGAUUGGCCUGUGGUUCCGCCCGUUGGCACAUCCGUGACAUCGAGGAUCGCGUGUCAGCUGAAACUUUCUCCAAUCCUGCAACAGCUUGAGCCCGGGUUCAUGGACAAAUGGAUCACGAAGUUCGCCAUAGCCGGUGCCAUGGCACCCAGUGGCCAGAACAAGCCGGACUCCAAGGUAAAGAUCUACUGGCCGAAUCACGACUGUGUGAACGAGAGGCAAAUCAUUCCUGACCUGUCAAGUCGUAGAGUUGCCCGGAAUUAG